AAACAUCCAAUGCAAAUAAAACCAAAACACCCAUCAACACCAUGAUGUUGGGGGAGACCCACCGCGCAAACCCAACCAUACACGUGCCACCGUGGCCAAUCCUCCAUGAUUCCACGCCGGAGAUCUUUUCCCCUUACACAGCAAAUGCUGAUUACUCUCCCUACACUUUGCAAGAAGCACUCACUGCUCUCCAGCACUAUGUUCCCGCCAGCGACACCGAUGCUGAGUCUGACUCCGAGGUUCCUAACCUGGAACCGGACGUUCCGGUUGACGCCUAUUCCUGUGACCAUUUCCGCAUGUUCGAGUUUAAGGUUCGAAGGUGCGCACGUGGCAGGUCGCAUGACUGGACCGAGUGUCCCUACGCUCACCCCGGCGAAAAGGCUCGCCGCCGUGACCCGAGGAAGUACCACUACUCCGGCACGGCGUGUCCCGAUUUUCGCAAGGGGAAUUGCAAAAAGGGUGAUGCGUGUGAGUUCGCGCAUGGGGUUUUCGAGUGCUGGCUUCAUCCCGCCCGUUACCGUACUCAGCCUUGCAAGGACGGCACCAGUUGCCGCCGCCGGGUUUGUUUCUUCGCUCACACGCCUGACCAACUCAGGGUUCUGCCUCAGCAGAGUCCACGGAGUGCCAAUUCUGCUGAUUCUUAUGAUGGGUCUCCUCUGAGACACGUGGUUGAGUCGUCUUGUUCGAAGACGCUUCCUUAUGUGUCUUCUCCUGGUUCGAUUUCCCCGCCGAUGAGUCCGCCGGCGGAGUCGCCUCCGAUGUCGCCGAUGACUCGUCGGUCUUUGGGUUCGGGGUGUGUGAAUGUGAAUGAGAUGGUGGCUUCUCUGCGGAAUUUGCAGCUGGGUAAGGUGAAGUCGUUACCUUCUUCAUGGAACGUGCCUAUGGGGUCUCCUGGGUUCGGAUCUCCAAGAGGACCCGUAAUCCGACCCGGAUUCUGUAGCCUGCCCACGACUCCAACGCAGGCACCGGGUCGUGGUGGGGUCAACUAUUUUGACUUGUGGGAUCAGAGUUGUGAGGAGGAGCCUGUGAUGGAGAGGGUGGAGUCUGGGAGGGGCAUAAGGGCGAGGAUGUUUGAGAAGUUGAGCAAGGAGAACUCUUUGGAUAUGUCGGGUUCAGGUUCACUAUCUGGAGCUCCGGAUGUUGGGUGGGUUUCGGAUCUUGUGAACCGUUAAUUUCAUUUUCUCAUUAUCUCUUGAUGCCAUUUUGUUUCACUUGCCUGGUUUCUGCUCCCUCAGUGUGUAUAGAAUGAGAAGGAAGCAGGGAGGAGAAGAAUAGUACGAGAUUUAUUUUGGAAGAAGCGUCAACUUUUAUUUCUGUAAAUAUAUUCUCAAGCUAUGGGUGAAGUUAAGUGAAAGACUAUAAUCUUUUUUUGGGGGUAUUUUCUUGGAAAAUCAAGACGGACCAAGAAUUGAUUUACAUGAUCUUAAGUUUAGGUAGUGGAUGAUGAACUAUGUUAUUCCCAUGUGUUAACCGUGUUUGUUAUCACUCAACUUACUAAUCUCUUCUCAUUCAUGUACAUAUUUGAAAUAUCUGAUAUGCUAUGUAGGAUUCGUAAGUUCAAACCCUUUCCAUUAUGGUAUCAGAAACUAAAACUCUGGUUUUAAUUUUUAAAUAUUUUGGGGCAAACAUGGUAUCUACGGAGUACGUUAUGCGAAGAUAAAAUUGUAAUACAACAGCGUGGAAUGGAGAUGUAAAUGGGUUAUGGGAAUGAGGGUGCAAGUAACGAGGCAAAAUCCAGGUGUCGUGAAUCCUAAAUAAACAGCAUGGUUUGGGUAGUUUGUGGAGUGGAUUGGAGCCUGCACAAUUUUAUGGUUCCAUCAUCGAAUCACCCAAUAUGAGGUGUACGUAUAUCCGCCAGAGUUGCUUGCAAAAUCACGGUACAGAAUAUGUUGUUGUGUUAGUGAGUCUAGUAGGUGUGGAAAAGUGUUAGUCUGUAAGAUUUGCAGUGUCCAUAUUUGAACAAGUCAUACAAUUCAGAUUACACAUAUUGGAAGUUGAAGGCUGUAAGUGGCACAUGUAUUGUAUCCGCGAGCUCGUGGUAUUCUAACAUGAAGACGCAGUUUGAAAGGGAUAUAUACAUAUAAUGGAUAAUUUAAAGUAGAGUUUUAUAUACUGAGUACCUUUUUCGAUGCGUAAACUAGUACGUGGAUGCUUAAACUAGGCUAAGAAUAACAAAAACCCCUUAAAAGUAUAAUAUAUUUAAAAGUAUUUAUAAUAAGAAAUGGUUGUUCAACUGGUUAUUUAUAUAUCAAAUAAUAUAAUAUAAUUGUU
Molecule: messenger RNA, 2271 nt
Organism: Abrus precatorius (Indian licorice)
Lineage: Eukaryota; Viridiplantae; Streptophyta; Magnoliopsida; Fabales; Fabaceae
Product: zinc finger CCCH domain-containing protein 20-like
Exons: 1
Coding region: 42-1172 (376 amino acids)
Molecular function (GO): metal ion binding
Source: RefSeq, a predicted model, not a curated record